AUCGCAUUCAUAACCUUUCUCCCCCAUGCUCGUUCACAAGUGUUUGUUAUCAGCGUAUAAACAAAUCGACAUUGCCUACCAUCUACGCCACAUCCACAGCGUCGACGAAGUUUCCAUUCCCUUUUUUGGAUUUUGAUCUUAUGGGUGCAGUUGGUUCGCGUCCAGCCGUAAAUAUGUCCAGCGCACAAGCCAAAUUCGUCAAAGACACCAUCGCCAACAAUAAGGUGGCUAUAUUCAGCAAAACCUAUUGUCCCUAUUGCACCAUGGCCAAAGAGCAAUUUCGCAAAAUAGAUGUCGAACCCACGGUGGUAGAGUUAGAUGGAAAUCCCGAAGCAAAUGCAAUCCAAGCCAUUUUGGGAGAGAUUACGGGAGCCACAACGGUGCCCCGAGUGUUUAUCGAUGGCAAAUUUGUGGGCGGUGGUACGGACAUUAAGCGAAUGUAUGACCAGGGAACAUUGCAAAAACACUUUCAGUGAUCUGUUUUUUGUUUAGAGAAUUUAUGAGAAUUUCCUAAUUAUCUGAAAAGUUUGUGCAAAAAUAAAUAAAGAAAAUAAUAAUUAAUGGAAAA
This is a messenger RNA of Drosophila willistoni, 568 nucleotides long. RefSeq names its product glutaredoxin-C4. Gene Ontology annotation, cellular component: cytoplasm. Gene Ontology annotation, biological process: cellular response to oxidative stress. Gene Ontology annotation, molecular function: glutathione disulfide oxidoreductase activity. The coding region runs from base 141 to 476 and encodes 111 amino acids. The record is from RefSeq and is a predicted model, not a curated record. NCBI's taxonomy places the organism in Eukaryota, Metazoa, Arthropoda, Insecta, Diptera, Drosophilidae. The transcript is spliced from 3 exons.